Molecule: messenger RNA, 2145 nt
Organism: Nipponia nippon (crested ibis)
Lineage: Eukaryota; Metazoa; Chordata; Aves; Pelecaniformes; Threskiornithidae
Source: RefSeq, a predicted model, not a curated record
AUGGAGACUUUUUGGGAACAUCCUGGAGGCACUCAAGAAAUGCAUACCACAUGUGAAGAAACACUUAAGAAAGGGGAGGCUUUUUUGUCCUCAGGGAACGUUUCAGCCUACCAGAGUGUUACAGACAGGCUAUACCAUGCGCUGCCCCCAUUGAGUAACUCUGUGAUUCAGAGUGCUGUUGCUUCACAGCUAAGGCUCCCACAGCUUCUGGAUCCUCAAAGUGGCAGGACAGUCAUGCAUUUUCCUUGGAGGACAUUCCUAAUGGAUGGAGGAUUGUUUCCAGUCACUAUCAACAACACAAUUAAUAUAAAUUACAACAUGCAGCUGUGCCUGUGCAGCCUGAGCGAUGCAGACCGAAGAGUUGCUCAUGGGGAGCUGCUGGCAAUGCAGUUUCUAAUGGAGGAUGUGCUGCAGAACAGCUACGGCUGUGCCGUGGAAGAUCACGCUGACUCUCAAGCCUCGUUAGCUAAGAGCAAGCAGCAGAAUUUGGCAGAAACGGUUGACUCAAGUGAUAAGUGGUUGGAGAACAGCAAAAAGAUGUGCAAACUCUUGCUGAGGCAUCAUGAUCCGGUCAUAUCAUGUAACUUGCUGAGGACUUUUCUGAUACUAUGGAAGCAACUAGAAAUAUUAAAGGCAGAAUGGGGCUGGCUGAAGCUGAGGGUUGAGGAUAUCAACACAGUUCCUCUCUACAAAAUGUUUUGUGAGCAAUAUGACACAGAUAUCCUAUACCCGGCCAUGAAAGCCAUAGUCAGACAAACGGGCACAGAGGAGGAGCUCGGAGAGCCCGUUACAAGCACUCAGCAUGUACUUCCCCCCAGAGGAGCAUCAGAAAUGGAAAUGAAAGUGUACCGGCUUCAGAAGCUUCUGGAAAGCCUAGAAAUCCACAUGAUCCAUGAUGUGCAGAAGAAAAUUAACCAGGAGAUGACUCUAGUGACAUCUGAAAGAGUCAGGCAAGAGAGCAGUCUCCCCACUGAGCUCUGUAAACACAGGGUAAUGCAAGAAAAUUUCUCAGUUGUACAACCACAGAUAGUCAAAGCAUUUGUUCAAAGGCUGAUGGAAAACUACCAAGAAUCAGAUACAGAGGUUACUUUUAAAAAAAGCCAUUUACAACAGCGUCUCACCAUACUGGGCUGUGGCGUCAGGGUCAGAGAGCGCAGCAACUUUGAGACCUACUCCAUGUUUUAUGAGAAUAUUCUCCAGCAGCAGCAGCGUUUACUUUACCAAAAAGAAGAAAUUGUGGGGCUGUGCCAUGAGAUAGUUAUGGAAAUAACUGCUCUCAGAGCCCAGCUUGCUGACUUAGAGGAAGAAAAUCUUGGUCUCAAAGAGAAGAUUAGAAAAGAAGUACAGGAUGAAUACGAAUCAUUAGUGAGGAACCUAUUUGUGUCUUGUGUCCAUCUAAAAGGAAAGUUGGAUGUCUAUCGCCUUAGCAUUGAGCAACGAGUGUUUGAAAUCAUCAGUGAAGUGAGAAGAGAAGGGGUUGACAAUAUGAUUGAUCUGAAGAAAAAGUUUGGCUCCGCUAAAAAUAAUGGUGACUUGAAAGAACAUUUGUCUAAACAGGAACAGCUGCAGCUCUUGCAGGAUGAAAAUAUCAGGCUAAGCAAGCUGGUUUGUAAGCUAAAGGCUCUGAACUGUUGGAAGCAAACCACUCAGAAGGCACAGCUCUCUGCAAAGCUUAGAGAUGCUGAGAAGGAAGCUCUUCAAAACAAAAAAGAGUGUCUGAAUGCUAAGAUGAUGGCAGAACAAGAGGUGACUUUGUUUCGGGGUCAGCUUACAUCUGUAAGGAAAGCUCUUGCAAAAUCUCAGGCAGACAAUGACAAGCUAAAGAAACAGGAGAGAAAUGGAUUCAAAACUAACAGCGUAAUACAGUUACCGAAGCGGGAUGUGUAUUUUAUGGCAUUGAAACAAUGUGUCCGUCUGAGUGUUUUCACCAUUGCAGGUAAACUGCCUGAGAGUUUGUGCGAGGCGCUGGUGCAGCAGGAACGGGUGUGCAGUGCUAGACAGAACACGCCUGCACCCCUGGGGGGAUCAGGGGGUGCAGCAGCUGGAGCAGCAAGCGGCUGGGCUCAGUGGCUCCGGAGGCUUUGGCUAGCUGCGUGUCCCCUGUUGGGAUGUCCCCCAGGGGUGUGCCCCAGGCCUCUGCUGUAG